Molecule: messenger RNA, 1213 nt
Organism: Sinocyclocheilus grahami
Lineage: Eukaryota; Metazoa; Chordata; Actinopteri; Cypriniformes; Cyprinidae
Product: coiled-coil domain-containing protein 25-like
Exons: 9
Coding region: 150-773 (207 amino acids)
Source: RefSeq, a predicted model, not a curated record
UCACGUCGUUGGAGCGCUGCUUGUUCCUGUUGUGGUCGGAAUAGAUGGUGCACAUGACAUGUGCCUCUGAAACAGGUUAUUACUUACCUCUGAUGUGCGCGAUGUAUUGUUGAAUACAUAUUUGAAAGGUUGCGUCUUUGCGUAAAAAGAUGGUGUUUUACUUUAUAAGCGCCGUUGUCUCGCCGCCCUAUACCAUCUAUAUGGGCAAAGAUAAACAUGAAAAUGAAGAUCUUAUAAAAUAUGGAUGGCCUGAAGAUAUCUGGUUCCAUGUGGACAAGCUCUCAUCUGCCCAUGUUUAUCUAAGAAUGCCCAAGGGUACAAUGAUAGAAGAGAUACCAAAAGAAGUCCUGGUUGACUGUACCCAGCUGGUCAAAAACAACAGCAUUCAAGGUUGCAAAAUGAACAAUGUUAAUGUUGUCUACACACCGUGGGGCAAUCUCAAAAAAACAGCAGACAUGGAUGUCGGGCAGAUAGGCUUCCAUCGGCAGAAGGAGGUGAAAAUUGUGGCAGUAGAAAAGAAAAUCAACGAAAUCAUCAACAGACUAGAGAAAACAAAAGAGGAGCGCUAUCCUGAUCUUGCUGCUGAGAAGGAGUCCCGGGACAGAGAGGAAAGAAGCGAGAAGAAGACACAAUUACAAGAGCAGAAGAAAAAGGAGAAGGAAGAAAUGAAGAAUAAAAAAGAGACGGACGAAUUAAGGAAUUAUUCAUCACUCAUGAAGAGUGACAACAUGACCACAAAUGAGGGUGGCAAUGAUUCGGAUGACUUCAUGUAAAGUAAAGGAAUGAAUCUGCGAUUAAUAAGAACCGACAUCUUCCCCCACAAUAUCUUAUUUGUCAAAAGAAGGGACGCGUGCACUAGAGACAGCAGAAAUCAGCCAUCAAUAAGAAACAGUACUUGUGCCAGGACCGUUCUAGAGCAGUUGUUUUUGUCAUUCCUUUGAAAAUACAAAUGCAAUAUGUAAAGUAUGUAAAAAUGAAAUGACAUGAUUGAGUAGAUUGCUCAUUUAAACAAGAAUUUCAAGAUCUCCGCUGAUUCUGUGUUUUAAACAGUUAUGUUGUUGAUGUUUUUGGAUGAAUUAAAGAUACUCGCUGUGGAGAUAUGUUAAUGGAUGUAAGACAUUUAGGGUAUUUGUGCUUGUAAAUGAUAAACCUUUUUGGAGUGAUACCAUUGAAUGACAAAUGCCUAAACUUUUUUGAUGUCCUAAACUAAAUA